This is a messenger RNA of Glossina fuscipes, 1118 nucleotides long. RefSeq names its product GTP-binding protein Rhes-like. NCBI's taxonomy places the organism in Eukaryota, Metazoa, Arthropoda, Insecta, Diptera, Glossinidae. Gene Ontology annotation, molecular function: GTPase activity; GTP binding. Bases 418 to 774 code for a protein of 118 amino acids. The record is from RefSeq and is a predicted model, not a curated record. The transcript is spliced from 3 exons.
CAAAUGCCAAAGCCCAAUAGUUUGUUGUUUUUGAUACAAUUGUGCUGCUCUUAUGCAUCCGGAGUCUUAGAUAUGUAUAUAUAUGUAUACAUAUAUAUAUAGAUAUAUAAACCAGCUGCGAUGAAAUAUAGGCAGUGGAUAACAGUGAUGAAAUAUUUCUUGAACCAUAUUAGAAAACUGAAGCACUUCACUUUGAGAUACCCCAAUUUCCUAAAAGGGAUUCGUAAGAAUCCUAAAGUGGGAGGACUACGUUUACAACUUGAAAUGUAAUAUUAAUGCGUAAGUUCUUUGAGAAGCUCUUAGGAUUUCGUUCAUUCGGGCAGCAGCAGUGGCAGCAAUGCAACAAGGGAUAAAUGCGCCACAGCUGCACAUUCAAGUACGCAAUUGAUACGCAAACAGCAGCAUCGCAUCGUUGUCAUGGGAGCAGCUCGUGUUGGCAAAAGUUGCAUCAUUUCACAAUUUUUAUACGAUAAAUUUAAUGUACGCUAUAAGAAAACUGUUGAGGAAUUGCACCGUGGAGAGGAUUGGCAAGCUUACGGUGUUAUAAUCAAAUUGCUGGAAAUAUGGCGUUAUUCGAGUAAAAUUGAUGCAAUUAACUUUUGCCUCACGCCUAAAUAUCGUAAUCAUAAAGCAUUGGCAUUUCAUUCACUAUUAUUUUUAGCGGCCGAGCAGUUUAUCGAGAUUACUAAACGCAUAAAUUCUCUAGAAAUGGAUGAAAUCAAAUUGGGACGUCUUUCUGAAAAGCUUAUAAAUGCUCAUUAUCACAUAAAAUAGAGUUUAUCGCUGUUAUAUUAUCAUAAGUAUUUAAUAUUUUACAUAAGAAAAUUCCAUUACCUAUUUUUCAUGUUAUCUUUCUUCAAUUUUCUCCCUGUAGUUAAAUAGUUAUUUAAGUAUUUGAAUACUAUACCAAUCGAUAAAAUUGUUGUUGUUUCUCAGUUAAUAAUUGAAUCUUUUGUUCGUUGUCUGCAAAAGUUAGCUUGAAAUUCGGCCAAUGUUUUGGCCCUGUGACUACGUACUCUAAUUUGCAAAGAGACAUGUUCGAGAACCAUGACCACAGAACACGCAGAAGAUAGUAACUUUAAAUCAAAAGUAGACAUAGCAGAAUAGCAAUCUUCGUA